Rosa chinensis is the source of this 3978-nucleotide messenger RNA. RefSeq lists its product as uncharacterized. Gene Ontology annotation, biological process: DNA integration. The record is from RefSeq and is a predicted model, not a curated record. NCBI's taxonomy places the organism in Eukaryota, Viridiplantae, Streptophyta, Magnoliopsida, Rosales, Rosaceae. The coding region runs from base 1 to 3978 and encodes 1325 amino acids. Gene Ontology annotation, molecular function: zinc ion binding; nucleic acid binding. The transcript has a single exon.
AUGGCAAAAGCAAAAGGAGAAAGCUCUUCCACUGCCACUCCCAAACCAAGGAAGGAUUGGACUGAGGAAGAAGUUCGUGAUUUGCAAGCAGAUUUCAAGGCUAAGAAUAGCAUUUUCACAGCCCUAUCUGAACGAGAAAAAUUGAGAAUCAGUCACUGUGACACUGCCAAGCAAGCAUGGGAUCUUCUACAGACUACGUAUGAAGGAAACAAAAAGGUACGUGCACAGAAACUGCAAGCACUCAUAUUUGAAUUCGAAACCAUGACUAUGGGAGAUGAUGAAACCGUGGAUGAUUUUCAUGGUAGAAUUCUUAAAAUUUCCGGUCAAUGUAGUAGUCUGGGAGCACCUUUUGAUGAAGAUAAGAUAGUUAAAAAGAUACUCAGGGCCCUGCCAGAAAAGUUUCAUUCAAAAGUCACCAGCAUAGAGGACUCUUUUGACACUGACGAGUAUCCACUCGAUGAGCUCAUUGGAAAUCUUAAAACCUAUGAGAUGAGGCUAAAACCUGAGAAGAAAAACAAGGGUGUAGCCUUCAAGGCUGUGAAAGGAACAAAGGAGGAAGAGGAAACACCAGAUCUUGCCCUACUGACAAAGGAAUUCAAAAGAUUUCUCAAAAACAAGAACUCUUCUAGAAAUUCAAAUGCUCCGAGAAAGAAUACAUAUACCGGCAGUGGUAGCAAUAAUGACUACACCAACAAGAGUGGAAAAGGAAACUUCAAAGCAAAUCACUCAGGAAAACCUAAAUGCUAUGAAUGUGGUGGCUACGGUCACAUCUCUACUGAUUGUGGAAAUAGGAAGCAUGAAAAUAGCAACAACAAGUCUCUUCUUUCAACUUGGAGUGAUGAUGAGUCUCAAGAAAUCGACAACGUGGCUCUUGUAUCAUCACUUCUACCUGAUUCUGAUAGUGACGAGUUUUUCUAUGAUGAUGAAACAAAUGUCCGCUGCAGACAACUCUACAAAGCUUCAAAGGCAACCCUACAAAGAAACUUGAGUUUGGAAAAGGAAGUAGAUUUUCUUAAAACCGAAAAAGAAAAAAUGGAGCAAUUAUUGAAGUCUUCACAAUCUACAUGGUUACUGGAGAAAGGCAAACAUGUAAGUGAAUCAGCAGAUCUACAAGGUAACCAAGGGUUAGUGACAUGGAAGACUGAAAGGGAUGAGUACCUCAACAAGAUCAAAUUGCUGGAACUGGAAGUUAAAGGACAACAAGCAUUAAACUUGGAACUGUUGGCUAAAAAUGAGGCAUUGCAAGAGGAGUUAAAAUCGACUCAAGAAAGGUUCACCAAGUUCGAUGUAAGUUCUAUUGCCAUGUCUAAAUUGCUCGGAUCAGGAAAAGCUCCUCAUGACACUUGUGGGUUAGGAUACACUGGAGAAAAUUCCAAAUGUACCAAGUUCGUAAGAGCAUCAAGACCUUCUAUAGAAAAGAAAGAAGGCUCCACUGAUGAUUCUGUCAAAAAUGUGAAGGAAGGUCAACCGAAUCAAAACUUUCAAGUAAAACGUAAUCAAGAGUCUCCCACUGAUCAGAACAGGUACACAAACUCAAGAACUUUUAUUCCUACUUGUCAUCACUGUGGUAAGAUAGGCCAUAUCAGACCUAGGUGUCAUGAAAGAUUUUCAAACUCACAGCUUUCUCAAGAAAAAUGCACUGUUGAAUCUCUAAGUUUUGAACUUAAAGAACAAAAAGAACUCAUUAACAGAUUAACUGAAAUUGUUUCGAAGAAAAACUUUCAAACUGAAAAAAGAAAAGUCGUUUGGACCAAGAAAAAUGAAAGCAAAAGCCUUCAGUCUUACAUUGAUAAAGCUAAUAAUACAUGUCUGUUCGCUUGUGCAAACGAAACUCAACAAAACCCUCACAUUGAGGCUACUUGUUUGGUAGCCUUGACUGCAUUAGCUGACAAGAGACGAGAUUUCUGGUAUGUCGAUAGUGGCUGCUCUAGACACAUGACCGGAGACAAAACCUGGUUUACUUCAUUUAAAGAUGAAAACACAACUGGAUCAGUCACGUUCGGAGAUGGUAGGAAAGCAAAUAUUCUGGCUCGAGGUACAGUGAACACCCCAGGUAUACCUAAUCUCAAGAAUGUAUUAUUUGUUGAAGGCUUAACUGCAAAUCUGAUUAGCGUAAGCCAAUUGGCUGAUGACUAUGAAGAUGUGUGGUUUAACAAACAGAGAUGUUUGGUCUUAAAUCAGAAAGGAGAAGGUAUUAUGGGAGGUAAGAGAUCUUUUGAUAAUUGUUAUCAUAUUCAAGCUAAUGAAUCUUCCAGCUUGCAGCCUUGUUUGUCUGUAAAAACCACAGAGGAAACCUUUGAGCUUUGGCAAAAAAAGAUGGGACAUGUAAACUAUCAGGACUUGCUGAAAUUAUCUUCCAAGCAAUGUGUCCGAGGCUUACCAAAUUUAAAGGGCAAAACUGAUAAGAUAUGUGGAGAUUGUAAAAUUGGAAAGCAAACCAAGGCUCCUCACAAAGUGGUGAAUUCUGCAACAACCUCAAACGUAUUGGAACUGUUACACAUGGAUCUCAUGGGACCAGCUCAAUCUGAAAGUAUUGGAGGUAAGAGCUACAUGCUAGUAGUUGUAGAUGAUUUCUCAAGAUACACCUGGGUAAAUUUCUUAAAAGACAAGACUGAAACGUUUGAGUCUUUUAAAAAUUUAAGUCAAAAUUUGAUCAUUGAAAAGCAGUCAUCAAAUACUAGCAUAGUGAGAGUAAGAUCAGAUAAUGGUACUGAAUUCAAAAAUGCCUCUUUCUCUAACUAUUUUCAUGAGCUUGGUGUGUCGCAUGAGUUCUCAGCUCCAAUCACUCCACAGCAAAAUGGCAUUGUGGAAAGGAAAAAUAGGGUAUUGCUGGACAUGGCUCGAGUAAUGUUACAUGCUGCAGGUUUGAGCACAAACUUUUGGGCUGAGGCUAUAAGUACUGCUUGUUAUACAAUAAACAGAGUAUUUUUCAGACCAGGUACUGAUCAAACAGCUUAUGAGCUUUGGAAAGGUAAAAAGCCAAAUGUUGGACACUUUCAUAUUUUUGGCAGUCCUUGCUACAUCUUACGAGAUAGUGAGCACCUUGGUAAAUUUGAUGCUAGAAGUGAUGAUGGUGUGUUCCUGGGAUACUCUCUAAACAGUAGAGCUUAUAGGGUUUACAAUAAACGAACCAGAGUUGUUAUGGAAUCCAUUAAUGUCUCUAUUGAUGAUCAAUGUGUAAAACAGGAAGAAUCAUUUGCAGAUCCAUCACCUUCCUCUAUCACACCACCAAUAGAUGCAGAAGCUUCAACUGAUGAAGAGGAAGAGGAAAUCUCUGACAAUAUUUUUGAACCAGCUCCCAUCCAAAGGAAAGGGUUCAAGCAAGUUCAAAAGGACCACUCCUCUCAAGAUAUCAUCGGAAAUCUGACAGAUGGACCGACAACUAGAAGAAAAGCCACUGCUCAGGUAAGCACUUCUGAGGUAAGUGAAGGGAAUGUGUUGCUAUGUUUUAUUACUGAAAAUCUGCUAAGCAUGAACAUUAUAUCUCAUUUUGGUUUUGUGUCCAUAGUUGAACAAAAAAAUAUUAAGGCAGCUUUAUUGGAUGAUAACUGGAUUAGUGCCAUGCAGGAUGAGCUGAAUCAGUUCACUAGGAAUGAUGUGUGGUACCUGGUACCUCGACCUAGUAAAUGCAAUGUUAUAGGAACCAAGUGGAUUUUCAGAAACAAAAGUGAUGAAAAGGGGAAUGUGAUUAGGAACAAAGCUAGACUAGUUGCUCAGGGAUACUCUCAGGUCGAAGGUCUUGACUUUGACCAGACAUUUGCCCUUGUAGCUAGAUUAGAAUCAGUUAGAUUACUUCUGUCUGUUUCAUGUCAUCUCAGGUUCAAAUUGUUUCAAAUGGAUGUCAAAACUGCUUUUCUGAAUGGGAAUCUUCAGGAAAAAGUUUAUGUGGAACAGCCACCAGGUUUCCAAGAUCCACAUAACUUGGAUCAUGUCUACCGGCUUAAGAAAGCUUUGUAUGGACUAAAGCAGGCUCCCUGA